This is a messenger RNA of Alternaria triticimaculans, 1596 nucleotides long. RefSeq lists its product as uncharacterized. Lineage: Eukaryota; Fungi; Ascomycota; Dothideomycetes; Pleosporales; Pleosporaceae. The transcript has 6 exons. The record is from RefSeq and is a predicted model, not a curated record. Gene Ontology annotation, molecular function: DNA binding. Gene Ontology annotation, biological process: DNA recombination; DNA integration. Bases 1 to 1596 code for a protein of 531 amino acids.
AUGGCCGCCUCGGCUCCCGGUACAAUUGCCCAACGAGCGCAAGCUCGCAGUAACUUCCAGGAAUAUUGCAAGAGUGUCUACGGGAUCGAAAAGGAGCCUAAGAUGUACAGUCGUGAGACCCUCAUCGACCACGUCUGCGGCUUCCUGGAGUGCAUGGCGACGGUCUCGGAAGGGGUACUCCAUGACAAGGUCAAGGCAAGUUUCAUCCAAAUCUCCAUGGUGGGUACAUUGUAUAUGUACAAGUAUUCGCUUCGGUUCUGGGUUGAUCGAUACACGCUCGACUUCGAAUCGAUUCAGACGGAAUACGAUUGCCGAGUAUUAAGGCAUAUCCACAUGGUAGCCGUGGAGCAAGACUUGCCAACAGGAAGUAGGGAGAAGAACGAGCUAGGCGGGUCCGAGCUCGGAUUGAUGUACAUGGAGGCCAUGGCUCUUCAGGAGGGGGUCCUCCAGACAAAGCAACAUUACCUCGCGUGGGUCCUUGCCUAUAUUACCGGGGCCCGACCCGGCAACUUCACAGUUGGAACCGGCUAUCAUAAAGGCGCCCCGCUAGGUGGUGCCAUGAGCCACACCAUGCCCACGCGCGCCGUUUCCCAAACAUUACGCUGGGCUGACAUCAAGUUUGAAAAGUUCGAACAGGAAUACUGCUGUAUUCUGACGUUCUGCUUUUUUAAAGGAAGCCACGACAAGUACAAAGAGGAUAACUUGGACGGGUCAAGGGAGUUCUUUUUCGCGCUGAAGCAAGAACGCCUACAUCUCGACCUUAGUGCGCUCUUAUUUGGUGAAGCUUAUACCCGAGGCUUGUUUGUCGACCCGUUGGACGUUCUCCUCAGCGACACGUCCCCUCGUUUCCCCACGAUCAGAUUGGAAGUGGCAACACAGGCUGUGUUCCUUGCGGCGAACACAGAAUAUGAGCUUAUUCCCACUCAAGAGAUGAAAGACAAUGCACUCAACCGAAAGCUCCAAGACUUCUGUCUGUCGGUCGGUAUUCUCUGUUAUGUUUCUAUGUAUUCAUUCAGAAGGCAAGCAGCUCAGGAAGCAAAGAGGGACCACUCUACCGAGGACGCCAUGGCGCUGCUCGACCACGCCCCAAACAACCCAAAUACCCUGCGCUACUACAACCAGCAUGGAUUUGGUCGACGAGAUGUAACUUCGUUCAGACUGGGGGGUGCAGCACUCACGGACUCAUCGAUUCGAAAGUUUUUCUCCCCGUCUAACAGACUGAUCAUCACCUCAGACCCGAAAUACAAGAAACUCGAGGCCGGACUUCACGACAUCCUAAUCAAAGCCCACACCAAGCUCCAAGAGUUCAACCUCCUCUCGCCCGACGAAGAAUACUGCAUCACGGACCGUAACAUCGGAAAGUACAAGGCACUGAUGAUGGGUAUCGAGGAGCCGGCAUUCAUGGAGAUAAGGCAAGAGUUGGACGAGCACUUAGCGCCGUGGAAAUUUGCCCGCAUGGCUGUCACACAACGCACCAAUGAAGCCUGCCGCAAGAGCAUCGAGGGCAAGUCGGCGGAGAGAAAGGAUGGGGCAUCGUCAUCGAGCUCGUCGUCGGCUGGCAAUGCACGGAUCAAUCUGUACGAGCACCUCAUUUAA